CUACAAGGUUUAUAUCAUUCACUACAGUAUAUAAACCCUCAUCAAAUUCUAUGAUCAAAUGUUAAAAUCUUGUUAAUUCUUCCGUUGUGUUACAUAACUGAUAUCCGGUAAUAUUCAGAGAAAGAGAGGUUAAAAGAUGGCAUCUGAGGGCAAUCUACAUGUUCUCAAUGCACUAGACGGUGCAAAAACACAAUGGUAUCACUUCACUGCUAUAGUGAUAGCCGGAAUGGGGUUUUUAACCGAUGCUUAUGACCUCUUUUGCAUAUCUUUGGUUACCAAGAUGCUUGGCCGGAUUUACUACCACCAACCCGGCUCUCCGAAGCCGGGAAACUUACCUCCGAACGUUUCUGCGGCCGUAAAUGGUGUCGCUCUUGUCGGAACCCUAUCCGGACAACUGUUCUUCGGGUGGCUAGGUGAUAAACUGGGCCGGAAAAAGGUUUAUGGUAUUACACUUAUGCUCAUGUGUAUAUGUUCGAUCGGUUCGGGUUUAUCGUUUGGAAGCAGCCCGAAAUCGGUCAUGGCUACGCUUUGUUUCUUCCGGUUUUGGCUUGGGUUUGGGAUUGGUGGCGACUACCCGCUCUCGGCCACGAUCAUGUCCGAAUAUUCGAAUAAGAAAACGCGAGGGGCGUUUAUUGCGGCGGUGUUCGCGAUGCAAGGGUUUGGUAUUUUAGGAGGUGGGGUUUUCGCGAUUAUCGUGUCAUCAUUAUUUGAUGCACAUUACAAGGCCCCGCCUUACGAGGUUGAUCCGGUGGGGUCCACAGUACCCGAGGCGGAUUAUGUGUGGCGGAUUAUUCUAAUGGUGGGAGCGGUUCCUGCGAUCUUGACUUAUUAUUGGCGGAUGAAGAUGCCUGAAACCGCGCGUUACACGGCCUUGGUGGCGAAAAACGCUAACCAAGCAGCGAUGGACAUGUCAAAAGUGAUGCAAAUGGAGAUCAAAGCUGACCAGCCGAAGCUCGAUCGGGUGGUCUCGAAAACAGGUAACACUUUCGGGCUUUUUAGUAAAGAUUUCCUUAAACGACACGGGUUGCAUUUACUCGGAACAACAAGCACUUGGUUCUUGUUAGAUAUCGCGUAUUACAGCCAAAACUUGUUCCAGAAAGAUAUCUUUAGCGCCAUCGGGUGGAUACCCGCGGCGAAAAAGAUGAACGCGAUUCACGAAGUGUACCGAAUCGCGAGGGCACAAACCCUAAUCGCACUAUGCAGCACAGUCCCCGGAUAUUGGUUUACGGUGUUCUUGAUCGAUAGAAUCGGGCGUUUUAAGAUACAACUAAUCGGGUUUUCGAUGAUGACAAUCUUUAUGUUCGCAUUAGCCAUCCCAUACCACCAUUGGACUCUUCCUCAAAACAACAUAUGGUUUGUGGUGAUAUACUCGUUAACAUUCUUUUUCGCGAAUUUUGGGCCGAACGCGACAACUUUUGUCGUCCCAGCCGAGAUUUUCCCGGCUAGGCUUCGUUCGACUUGUCAUGGUAUCUCCGCUGCAUCGGGGAAACUAGGCGCCAUCGUGGGCGCGUUUGGGUUCUUAUAUUUGGCGCAAAGUAAGGAUCCGGCUAAGGCGGAUGCCGGGUAUCCUGCGGGUAUCGGGGUCAAGAACUCGUUGAUCGUGUUGGGUGUGAUCAAUCUUUUGGGUACGAUUUGUACGUUUUUGGUGCCUGAAUCGAAUGGCAAGUCGCUAGAGGAAAUGUCUGGAGAGAAUGAAGAAGAAACCAUUUCACAAGUUUAACUCGAAAUUAUAAUUGUUUUACUCAUUAACAUUAGUUUGUCAAAGAUUAUUAGAGGUUUUAGUUUUGUUACUUGAUGUGUUUUAUGAAAUUUGCUACUUGAUAUCUUUA
Messenger RNA from Helianthus annuus (common sunflower), 1829 nucleotides. Its product is annotated as inorganic phosphate transporter 1-4. The coding region runs from base 137 to 1720 and encodes 527 amino acids. The transcript is spliced from 2 exons. Gene Ontology annotation, molecular function: phosphate transmembrane transporter activity. The record is from RefSeq and is a predicted model, not a curated record. Gene Ontology annotation, cellular component: membrane. Gene Ontology annotation, biological process: transmembrane transport; phosphate ion transport. Lineage: Eukaryota; Viridiplantae; Streptophyta; Magnoliopsida; Asterales; Asteraceae.